CUAAGAAGCCGGAUUCACCUUAGCCGAACGCCUCUCAAUCAGCUGGUCAGAGUUUGUUGACAUAUGUGUUGACGUGGAAAGCAACUUUGAAUGUCUCCAAAGGUAACAGUGAGAAGGCACCUAGAACCAGUGACAGAAUGUUCACCCUUUUUUAUGGAUUGUAUAAAUACCUCUUCAAGAAAGAUGAGUUCUUUGUCCUAAUUCUUGGACUAGAUAAUGCUGGCAAAACGACAUACUUGGAGGCAGCAAAAACAAAAUUCACCAGAGGGUACAAAGGACUAAACCCAAGUAAGAUAACAACGACAGUGGGGCAAAAUGUCGGGGGAAUAACAUAUGCAGGAAUCAAACUCAGCUUCUGGGAUCUUGGCGGACAGGAAGAGUUGCAGCCAUUAUGGGAGAAGUAUUAUGCAGAAUGCCAUGCUGUUAUUUACAUGGUGGAUUCAGCUGAUCGAGAGAGAAUGGAUGAAUCCAAAGCAGCAUUUGACAAAAUGAUCUCGAGUGAGAACAUGUCAGGCGUUCCCCUUCUUGUCCUGGCCAACAAACAAGACAUUCCUGAGUGCAUGGGAGUACGAGAAGUAAAGCCAAUCUUCAACCAGUCUGCUGACCUUAUUGGUCGCAGAGACUGUAUGGUGAUGCCUGUGUCUGCCUUAACAGGAGCUGGAGUGGAUGAAGGGAUUGACUGGCUGGUUGAGUGUAUCAAGCGAAACAGUGACGUCAGACCGCCUCCCAAUCAUGAUGACACGUGAUGGCACAACUUGACAGGAAGUGUGUGGUUGUCUCGCGCAUGGCUUGGACUGUUUUGUAUGUUCUGAAGUUCACGAAUACACUUUCAAUAUUUUAGAAGUGCUUUACAGUAGGUCUGUUAAGCAAAAUGAGCUUAUUUUUCAGAAAUUAGAAUUCUGACAAGAGGAUUAAUGUGAAAAAAAAUUGUAAUUUAUUGGGAGAACUGAAGAGUGGGGGGUUGUUUACCCAUGUUAAAUACCUUAUUUUUUAGAUAUGAGUGUAGAAAUUUGGUGAAUUGUGCAUUUUCUUUUCUGUCUUCUGUUUUUUUGUAAUAUUUGACGACAAAAAACCCUGCUUUUUUUAUAAUUAUUUAUAAAGUAGGAUUAAUCUUGGCCUGAGACUAUGAUGUCUUGUGAUUGUCAAGUACAAUAUGGUACAAGCUCUCCUUGUAUAUACAGUGUAAAAAAUUUAAUAGGAAUACCCAUAAUGUAGUUUAUUACUAUUGUUACUUGUGAUGUUUUUGGGGCGCAGUUAUCAUAGGGAAGUAGUCAUUUAAAUCUCAUAACGAGUCAUGAAAACUGCAAUACUUGGUUAGAUAACUAUAUUAAUUUAUAUAAUGAAAGUAUAUAGGAAAAAAUAUUAAUGUUAUUUUUAUGGUUGUACAUUCCUUUUAUCUAUAAACUUGUGGAUGUAGGAUAUGCAUUUUUUCAUAACUGAUAUGCCUCUGAACUUGAACAAUAUCUUAUAUUAGUAAAUGAAAGUGAAUACUACUUUGUGAUAUGAACACUGGAACUGUUCCACUCUUUCUAGUGUUAACUAGACCUUAUGUUACUUACAUAUUCUUGGUUUAAACUGAAGAGGCGUAAAUUUUAUUUGAUGAUUUAGAGCAAAAUGAUUCAGAGGCAUGUGAAUGAGGGACGUGGGGAUUCAUUGCUUAAACAGUAUGACAUCAGUAUCCAUAUUAAACAAUUAAUAGAUAUUCAACAGAGUGUACACUGGAUACAUAUUGUUUAGAAACUGUAUUCAUUAUAUACAAUAAAGAUCCUGUUGUUUGGCUU
Messenger RNA from Penaeus monodon (black tiger shrimp), 1781 nucleotides. RefSeq names its product ADP-ribosylation factor-related protein 1-like (gene Arfrp1). NCBI's taxonomy places the organism in Eukaryota, Metazoa, Arthropoda, Malacostraca, Decapoda, Penaeidae. Gene Ontology annotation, cellular component: Golgi apparatus. Gene Ontology annotation, molecular function: GTPase activity; GTP binding. Gene Ontology annotation, biological process: Golgi to plasma membrane protein transport; intracellular protein transport; protein localization to organelle. The record is from RefSeq and is a predicted model, not a curated record.